Triplophysa rosa is the source of this 628-nucleotide messenger RNA. RefSeq names its product testis expressed 36 (gene tex36). Lineage: Eukaryota; Metazoa; Chordata; Actinopteri; Cypriniformes; Nemacheilidae. The record is from RefSeq and is a predicted model, not a curated record. The transcript has 4 exons. The coding region runs from base 50 to 628 and encodes 192 amino acids.
AAUUUUAAGUUAUUUGCUUGUUUUAAACAUUUAAUUUCAUUUUGUAACAAUGAGUCAAGGAGGCAAGAGAUACUUUAACAAGAACAAGAACAGUGGAAACUGGUUUAUGCAUAUUGGUACACCCCAGACAGAACAAACACGAGAACUGUGUACCAGCACAGGUUCAAUGCUGGCACAUGGAGUCCCUCAACCCCUGAUACAAGGAGAAAAGAGAUACCCCAAAAUAUUCAUUAAUCUUGAAAAGAAAACAAUAGGCAGAGACUUUACAUUCUCAGCGCAUGAUAAUCGUGCAGCUCUGCAGGACGCUAUUGACGUGUAUGAUCAGGGCUUCGGGCGUAAGAAAUGUCUUGAUGAGCGACGACAGCAUAACUCUCAUUUCUGCCUGUGCCAUCACGACACCCCGCUCGGGUCAGAAAAGCGGGACCACUCUGCCUAUCAGACUGACUUCCUGCCCAAACAGGAAACAGAGGCCACAGGAGCCACAAUUACAAGGCGCUUCCCCAGAAACCACUCAGCGAGGUCUCAAAUAAACGCUCAAGCUCAGGCUGGAGAGUGCUUCAUGUGGUUUGGGAAACAUAACUCUAAAGAGACCAUUUCACUAAGUGUACUAGCCACCAGCAACCAUUAA